AUGCCACCCAAUAUGUCAUUGCUUCAAAAUCUUGGGUUUUCAAGUGUCGAUAUAGAGAAGCUUAUGCUUUGGAAUCCUAGAAUUUUGACUCAAAAGGCUGAGCGCCUCAAAGACAUAGUUGAUCGAGUAGAAAAGACUUUCUUUCUUUCUCGCGAAUGCAACAUGUUCAUACAUGGGGUUUAUGCACUUGCAUGGCUUGACGAAUCGACGGUGAAAAAGAGAUUAGAAAUCUUCAGGAGCUUCUGGUGGUCUGACUCGGAUAUUUUUACAUUGGUCCAAACAUGUCCUCUCUGUUUGACAAAAUCCGAAGCUAAGAUCAGAAAUGCGUUAAAUUUUUUAAUGAAAGAAAUUGGAUAUGAGUCUCAUUACCUGGCUUCUCAUCCCACGUUUUUGACAUGUAGCUUGGAGAAAAGGGUUCUACCUAGACAUAAUGUUUUGAAGCUACUCAGCCAAAAGGAGCCGACAAAGUGUAGUCUGAACCUUUAUACUGCUGUGAUAUGUUCCGAGUCGAAGUUCUUAGAAAGAUAUGUGCUGCCUUUCAAGGAUGAGAUGCCCGAGGUGUAUGAUAUAUACAUCAAAAGUAGAAGCCGAUAG
Messenger RNA from Nicotiana tabacum (common tobacco), 594 nucleotides. RefSeq names its product transcription termination factor MTERF15, mitochondrial-like. Lineage: Eukaryota; Viridiplantae; Streptophyta; Magnoliopsida; Solanales; Solanaceae. Gene Ontology annotation, molecular function: double-stranded DNA binding. The record is from RefSeq and is a predicted model, not a curated record. Gene Ontology annotation, biological process: regulation of DNA-templated transcription.